GCUAUAUCUGAAUGAUUAAGUCUACCUUUGGUUCUACAUAAAGGUGAAAGUCUGAAUGAGCGAGUGGCUCACCACCGCCUGGCCUCCCUCUUCCACCGUCUGGAACAGUUUGAGCUGGCUGAACACUAUUACCUGAAGACCCUGACCCUCUGUACAACCCCUCUGAUGUUCGAUGAAGAAACACUGUACUACGCCCGGGUGUACCAGACACUGGGGGACAUCAUAUUCUAUGACCUCAAGGACCCUCAUGACGCUGCAGGCUACUAUCACCUGGCCCUGGCUGCAGCCAUGGAUCUGGGCAACAAGCGGUCCCAGCUGCAGCUGUGCACCCGCCUGGCCACCAUCUACCACAACUUCCUAACCGACCGGGAGCUCUCGCUUUUCUUCUACCAGAAGGCCAGAGCGUGUGCUGCCGAGCUGAACGUGAGGAGGAUCAACAUCUCUCGGGAUCAGCAGCUUAGCAGCGCCUCGCAGUACAAGGCCAACGGACCAUAGGGAAGGAAAAUCUAACAUUUUGCAAAAUGCAACAAAAACUUUUGCAGAUAGCUGGAUGAACUGUUUUUCUGUACAAAAAAUUGUUUUAUGAUAAGCCUUGCAUUAAGACUGCAACACUGACUUUGAUCCCAAAGGAGAACCAUCUUCAAGACUUUGUGGGAUAAUGAUGUCCAUUCUAAUCAUCUAUAUUGUGGAACCGUGUAUACAUAAAUUCAUGUUUCUGAAAUCAACUUUACUCAGGUUUUUCUUUGUUAAUCCACAGGGAAUAAAUCCAUUUUGUAGUGUUGUCACGAUACCAACAUUUUGGUUUCAAUACCGAUACCAAGUCAAGAAUUGCGAUUCCGAUUCUUUUUCGAUACUUUUCUUUUAUUAU
Messenger RNA from Notothenia coriiceps (black rockcod), 868 nucleotides. RefSeq names its product SH3 domain and tetratricopeptide repeat-containing protein 1-like. Bases 166 to 495 code for a protein of 109 amino acids. The record is from RefSeq and is a predicted model, not a curated record. The transcript is spliced from 2 exons. Lineage: Eukaryota; Metazoa; Chordata; Actinopteri; Perciformes; Nototheniidae. Gene Ontology annotation, molecular function: protein binding.